Molecule: messenger RNA, 1815 nt
Organism: Bubalus bubalis (water buffalo)
Lineage: Eukaryota; Metazoa; Chordata; Mammalia; Artiodactyla; Bovidae
Gene: CCDC102B
Product: coiled-coil domain containing 102B
Exons: 10
Coding region: 203-1735 (510 amino acids)
Source: RefSeq, a predicted model, not a curated record
UUUGAUAAAACUUCACAACCAAUGGGAAUCUUCUUCGAGUUAGUGUGGAGUGGCCUUAAUGCUGGAAAUAAUCCUGUUGGCCUGGACCCCAGAGCUAUGCAGAUGAGAAAAGGAUGCAGGGAAUUCUCCUGUUUACACAUGUGUCUGUAACACUGAGCCGCCGGAGCAGCCCAGCCAGCCCAGAGGGCCUGAAAAGAUAAACAUGAAUUUAGAUUCCAUUCAUCGGUUAAUCGAGGAAACACACAUCUUCGGAAUGCAGCAGUCGAGCGUUAGAUCACCGGGCGACCUGGCGGCACCUGCCCCGGCCCGCGGGGACCCCGGCAGCUCCUGUCCAUCUCCUCUCGGGCCGCAGUCUCCUGCCGCCCGCAGUGGUCGUGCUCCCUCCUGGAGUACCAGCGAGUGGGAUAUCCGUGCUGAGCUUCGCCUGCGGGAGCUGGAGGAAGUCAAGGCCCGCGCCGCUCAGAUGGAGAAGACCAUGCGGUGGUGGUCGGACUGCACCGCUAACUGGCGAGAAAAGUGGAGUAAAGUUCGAGCUGAAAGGAACAGCGCCAGGGAGGAAGGCAGGCAACUCAGAAUCAAGUUAGACAUGGCUGUGAAGGAGUUGAGUGCUCUGAAAAAGAAGCAGCCUUUGCCGCAUCUGGUGGAGGCCACCCAGGACCGGAAGCUUCCUGGUUUCCCCGAAGUGGCCCGUGCACAGAGAGACCCAUUGCAAAUUGGUUCCAAAACGUGUGAGUCCAUCAGAGAGUGUUUGGGAAAAAGAGAAUUUCCCACCAAGGAGAACGCAAAUAGUAAGGAAGCGAGUUUGAUUAUUGACCCAUUAAAAUUAAGUGAGGAGAUGAAACUCAGCCUAGACUGUCCUGAUUUAUUCAAGAAUGGUGUUUCUGAAAAUUGUACAGUGAGACCUGGAUUAAGACUGCAGGCAAUAAAUCUGCCUCUGGAGAAUGAAAUGCCUGAAAUUUCAGCUUUGCAGGGGCAUUUGGAUGAUUUCCAAAAAGUCUUAUGGAAAGAAAGGGAAAUGCGCUUAUCUUUGGAAAAAGAGAUAGAACGACUGGAGUCGGCUUUGUCUGUGUGGAAAUGGAAGUAUGAAGAACUGAAAGAAUCAAAGGCAAAAAGUCUGAAACAGUUUGAAAUUCUUCAUGGUCAACAUAAAAAUGAAAUGGAAGAAGUAUCAGGACUUAUAAGGAAAGAAUCAAAAUCUCAAAACAGCAAUGACAGAGUGCUCUAUGAGUUAAGAGCAGAGCUAGAGAGAUUGCAGGCUGAAAAUACAUCUGAGUGGGACAAAAGGGAGCUACUUGAAAAGGAAAAACAAGGACUGGAGAGAGAAAAUAGAAGGUUAAAGGUCCAGGUGAAAGAAAUGGAAGAACUCCUGCACAGGAGAAAUAGAUUAAGUGAAAACUCGGAAGGUCCUGAUUUCAAGACAUCAGGAGUUGAACUACAGGAAAAAAACAAGGAACUCGUGGACCUUCAGCAUGCCUACUGUAAGCUAAGCAGACAGUACCAGGCAAAGACAGCAGAAUUGACUCAUGCCAACAACCUCAUGGAUCAAAAUGAAGCCGAAGUAAAGAAACUGAGACUUCGAGUAGAAGAACUAAAAUGCGGACUCAACCAAAAAGAAGACAAGCUUGAUGAUUUCCUGAAUCAGAUCCAUAAGCUCCAGAGAUCUUUGAAUGAACAGAAAGAAACAAAUGAAAACUUGGAAAUUAAACUCAGGCACUUACAAAAUCGUGACUUCUAAAGACAAGAGAAAUGGCCUUGAAUUCAAGGAAUUCUGCAUAGAAGUACUGAUGCUGAAGCUGAACCUGCAAUACUUUGGCC